This is a messenger RNA of Erinaceus europaeus (western European hedgehog), 1663 nucleotides long. It is a transcript of the gene NSUN5, whose product is annotated as NOP2/Sun RNA methyltransferase 5. Gene Ontology annotation, biological process: rRNA base methylation. NCBI's taxonomy places the organism in Eukaryota, Metazoa, Chordata, Mammalia, Eulipotyphla, Erinaceidae. The coding region runs from base 56 to 1456 and encodes 466 amino acids. Gene Ontology annotation, molecular function: methyltransferase activity. The record is from RefSeq and is a predicted model, not a curated record. Gene Ontology annotation, cellular component: nucleolus. The transcript is spliced from 10 exons.
CCUUUGACCCAGAAGUGGGCGUGGCACCGCCGCAGAGCCGGCUGCGCGAGGCAACAUGGCGGUGUACGCGGCCGCCGCGGCUGUGCUUGCGGGGGUGGAAAGCCGCCAGGGCUCCAUCAAGGGGCUGGUGUACGGCAGCCGCUUCCAGAACGUGAAGCAGCUGUACGCGCUGGUGUGCGAGACGCAGCGCUUCGCCGCCGUGCUGGACGCCGUGAUCGCCCGCGCCGGCCUCCUGCGCGCCGAGAAGAAGCUGCGGCCGCACCUGGCCAAGGUGCUGGUGUACGAGCUGCUGCUGGGACGAGGCUUUCGGGGCAGUGGAGGUGCCGGCAGGUGGAAGCCGGUGCUGGACCGACACCAAGCCCGACUGAAGGCUGAGCUGGCCCGACUCAAGGUUCAGCGAGGUGUGAGCCGCAACGAGGACCUGCUGGAAGCCCGAUCUGAGCCUGACCCAGCCUCACAAGUGCCUCGGUUUGUGCGGGUGAACACACUCAAGACCUGCUGUGAGGAUGCCAUUGACUACUUCAAGAGGCAAGGCUUCUCCUACCAGGGCCGGGCCACCAGCCUCGAGGACUUAAGGGCUCUCACGGGCAAGGCCUUCCUCCUGGACGCCUUGCUGCCUGAGCUCCUGGUGUUUCCUGCGCGCACGGACCUUCAUGAGCACCCGCUCUACCAGGCGGGCCACCUUCUCCUCCAAGACAAGGCCAGCUGUCUCCCAGCCACACUACUGGCCCCCCCACCGGGCUCCCACGUCAUCGAUGCCUGUGCUGCCCCCGGCAAUAAGACCAGCCACGUGGCGGCUCUUCUCAAGAACCAGGGGAAGAUUUUCGCCUUUGACCUGGAUGCCAAGCGGCUGGCAUCCAUGGCGACGCUGCUGGUGCGUGCUGGGGUGUCCUGCUGUGAGCUGGCCCAGCGAGACUUCCUGGAGGUUUCGCCUUUAGACCCAAAGUACCACCAGGUCCAGUACAUCCUGCUGGACCCUUCAUGCAGUGGCUCUGGGAUGCUGAGCCGGCGGUUGGAGGAGUCUGGAGCGCCCAGCAAGGAGCGCCUGCAGGCCCUGGCGGGCUUCCAGCUGCGUGCCCUGUGCCACGCACUGAGCUUCCCGGCCCUGCGGCGCCUGGUCUACUCCACCUGUUCUGUCUGCCCCGAGGAGAAUGAGAACGUGGUGCGUGAGGCACUGCAGCAGUGUCCGGGCACCUUCAGGCUGGCUCCUGCCCUCCCCACCUGGCCCCACCGGGGCCUCGCCACCUUCCCCGGCGCUGAGCACUGCCUGCGGGCCACCCCCGAGACCACACUCUGCUCCGGCUUCUUCGUGGCCGUGCUGGAGCGGCUAGAGGUGCCGUCCAGGCCCUUCUUCCCCAGCUCGGCUGCACCUGCUGAGACGUCAGAGCCAGCCCCCAAGAAGCGGCGGUGGAGGAAGGCAGCUGCUGCCCCCAGCAGCCCAGGAGCUGCCACCUAGCCGGACUCCAGGGCUGGGCCUGGCAGGAGGCACUGCAUCGGCCCGAGGAGGAAGAUGGCGACUGCCAGCCUGCUGGCCCCAGAAAAAAAAGACAGAGAAUGCGGUCUCCAAUAGAUCACAGGUUUUUAAUUCUUAAUGACAUAAGCAAGGAGAAAAACCACACUCAUACUAAAAACUCCCAGCUAGACGCAACAGGAAUCCUACCUC